UGACAACUGUAUUGAUCCGUCAGAGUGUGAAAAGCUGGUCGAAUUUUUUAACUGUUUAUAGGAAACCUCAUAAUGGACCUCUUGCCUUUAGUUCCAAAAAAUUUCACUAAUCACGAAGUUACACCAAGCAUAAGAGCGGCUUUACAAACAGAACUAGAUGGAAAUAUUUAUCCAAAAGAUAUUGCGGAAAAUUAUGUUCAGAACAUUCAUUAUGAAGAAGGGGAUUAUUUACUUGAAAAUGCAAAAUCAGUAAUAGAUAUUUACGUGGAAGAAAGCAAAAAUAUCCGCAAAACGCAACUGGCAUCUGUCGACAUUAUGGUUCAACAAGCCAAAUAUUUAAUUGAAAAAGAAAAAAUAAAUAGUAGCUUUACACUAAAAGAAACUAUCAAAUUGAAACGUUGCGAUUUGUUUAAAAAAUUGGAAGACGAAUUUGUUGUAGAAUAUAAUUUAAUUCAAUCCUCUGAUCUGUUACCCGAUUUAAUUAGAAGAUAUUUAGAUUUCAGAGACGGAAGUGAUAUUUUAUGUUCAUCCUGUGACAAUAAAAUAAAAACAGUGGUUGAUAAACAUCAAAAGGAAACAGAAGUUAAGACAAAAUUCCAAGAUAAGACGGCGACAUUAGUAAGGAAAUACUCAAAUAGUUAUAAAGUGGUUCCGUGUAAUGUUAUAUUCCACAAUUAUGAAGUUGGUCAGAUAUAUCACAAAAAAGUUAAAAUCAUUAACACCAGCAAAUAUUUGCAAGCCAUCGGAUUAAAAAACUUACCGAAAUUGUCGUGUUUCAAAAUAAUGUUUGACAACAACAAUAAAAAAAUAGCUGCUGGAAUGAGCGUUACUGCCACUAUCACUUUCAAGCCGGAGGUAUACAGGACCCUUAAAGAUUAUGUUCGAUUCAAGAAUGAAUUUGGAGAAUUUGUGGAUAUUGAAAUUUGCGCUACUAGAGACGUACCUAAAUUAAUAUCAUGUGUUUUCAAAUCGAAAACUCACCUUGGGCAACAAAGCGAAACGUACCUCAGAUUUGAAGAAAGAAGAAGAGAAGCUCUAAAUUCCACCAUAGACUGCGGUAGUUGUCUUGUAAGUCAGUACGUGCUCGUUUCCGUAAUAUUAGAGAAUAAAGGAAUGCCGGGCAAGUUCUUUUUUAUAACUGAAGACGGUUGGUUCUUCAAAGAUAUCGACGAUGUUUCUUCGAGUAUGGAAUUAUUUAAAUCGGACUUUUGGAUCUAUCCAAUAUAUUUUGAAAUAGAAAAAGAUGAAAUAGUAGAAAUAACUACGAUAUUUCAACCGACUAAACCUGGACUUCAUGUAGAAACAUUAUACCUCAUGUGCGACAAUAAUACUUACCAACAGAUAGAGUUGGUAGGAGACGCCAUCGAAUUUUCCAAAAAUUUAAUAGAAAUAAUAAUACCUCCAGAUAAAAGUGGAAUAAUCAAUGAAGAGGGUUAUACUGUAUUUCUGGGCCACGUCUUUAACAAGACUACCGCAUCAUUUAUAAUAAAUAUAAGAAAUAAAAGCUCUUUAUUGUUCUGUUGUGAAUGGAAGUUUAGAAAUAAUGAAUUAGAUGGAAUCAUGAGUAUACAAGAAAAUUGGAUAACACAAAAAAGUUUCUGUACGAACUUACCGCCAUAUUCUACAUCUGAAUUUGAUUUCGACAUACAUUUAGACGCUAAUACAUUUGGUUACCACAGCAUCUUCUUCUGUUUUUAUAUUAUGAACAUCCCUUUAAUCAGCUUGAAAGAAAAUGAGGAUUUCAUUGUGGUUGAACAAGAAAAUAUUUCAGGAAAAACCCUCAGCGAAGCAGUAGACGUUCUUUGUACGGAAAUAGAAGUGUGUGUAUCAAUCAUCACUGAAGAAGAUAUACCGAAAUGCCUCUGUGAUCAGACAAGCGCUUCCACUAAACCGAAACAAAGGAUGGCGUUCUCGUGUCCUUUUAUUAAUUUUUCGAUUUUACCCCACGGCCUUGAGGUUCAAAAAGAAUUCUACAUUAGAAACGAUUCGGAGCAAACAUUAUCGUGGAAAAUAUUGGAAGUUAAAUAUAACAUAGAUGUACCUCCUCAUAUGGAAAUAAUGAAAGAAGCCCAACAGUUGAGCUUUACUUAUGGAACAUGCAAUCCUUGGGAUUAUAAGAAAUUAUAUUACAAAAUACAGAAAAAGAAACCUAUGAGCUAUGUAUCAAUCUUAGUUCUAAUAUCGCUAGACUCGGAUGUUAAUACAACAAUUGAAGAUAUUUGCAUUAUCACUUACGAAAUUAUUAAAUUUGAUAUCCAAAUAAAAACAAGGGAAACAACUUUUCCUAUAUUGUGUCCAUUGGAAAUUGUAUACAAAGGAAUACCAAUAGAUAUACAAUUUGUUGUUGAGAACCAUAGUCCUAUCAUAGGUUUCUUUCAGUUUCUUAGACCCACAGGAGAAGAUGUUGAUAAAAUGGUUGUUAAAUUGAAUCCAUCGUCGUCAGCAAUUAAACCCCUAGAGACAAUCACAGUUACAGCUACAUUAAUAUGCACAGAAACAGGAUUACUAGAAGAUUUUUACAUUCCGUGUUUUGUUGGUUUGGGUCAAGAACCAAUAACAAUCAAAGUGUUGUGUAUGGUUGAAGGUCCACGGUUAACUUUUUAUUUACCGGUAAACAGUUGCUACUUCAAGAAGGUGCCUUGGCCUCCCACGGACAAGGAUGUUUUCGAUGUUGAUGUCUGUUCUUGUACCGAGUGUCCACUAGAAGAAGAAACAGAAGAAAAUUUUUCUCGUCCAAAUUUUUUGCCAGAAGAAAUCACUGAGAGAUGUCAAAAGAAAACAACUGCUUCCAUGUCUAUUAAAAAUGGUGUAGAAACUAAAUUAGAAAAGAUAUUGAAAAAAGAAUUUGGUGAUGUGUUUUUGCAUGAAAAUAUUAUCGAAUUACGUAAUGUUCCUGUUUUCACCCCAACUAACGUAUGUAUAUUCGUCGAAAACAUAACUCCAAUGCGUAUAAAAUGUAACACGGGAGUAAAUAAUUUUCCGGUCAAGCAAAAUUUCGAUCAUGUAACUAUAAGACUUCGUUUAAAAAAGAACGAGGAAAUAUGGAAAGACUUGAUGGGUACCAACCAUGGCAUUUUGGUGCAACCUGAAGUUGAUAGCAAAAAAAUUGAACCUCACUCGAUAGUGAGGUUAGAUUUUUGGAUUUACGCAAAUACUUUCGGGAUCUACACCGAAGAGGUGGUGAUAGAAAUAGAAGAGCUACCGAUGUAUUAUUUUUCUUUAUUAAUAGAAAUUGUUGGAUGCCCCAUACAAGUGCCCAUGGCGUUAAAUAGUAUCACGAAAAAUCCUACUAUCAGGAUCGGUGCAAUACCAUUCAAUGCAACGGAAAUUAAGAGAAGACUUAAAAUACAAAACGUUAGUUCGAUUCCUGUAAAUAUUUUUUGGCGAUCACACCUGAGAGAAUCUAUCGAACAAGAUUUUGAUAAGAAUGAAGCGUGCGACUUCCUUUUGAAACUUACUAGAGAACAGGAUAACAGGAAAAUGAACGAAUUUAAUUUGGACAAUUGUGUUGUUAAGGAAACUGAGCAAUUUCUUGAUAUCGAAUCAAAAGAAACACAUAUGGAACCAUAUUCUAGUAGUUAUUUGGAUAUCAUACUCAAGCCCCAGUAUUUCGGAGAAGAGGAUGAAAACAAGGAUGUUACAAAUGAAUUCUUUGGAAUCAUCCAAAUCGAUCUCGAUUACAUGAAGAACUCAAACUACUAUUUCAGACAAAUCCAACCCGAAACGAAUAUAAUUCAACUCGAGUGUUUGACUCGGUUAGAAACGCCAUCGUUGAAAUUCGAUUUUUUCGGAAAAGAAGAAUUUUCUUUAGACAUUUAUGUCAAUGAUAUUCUAUUAAAAAAACAAUAUGGUUUCAAAGAAUACGGCGUUCUUAUGAAUAAAAGUGGAAUCGGUUUUGAAACAAAACUAACAGUUGAUUAUCCUUUUUAUUUUAAAAAGUGUAAAGCGAAAACAGUCCAAACGAAAGAAGUAUAUUUAAAUCCAUACGAUAUUUCAGAGUUAACUCUUCAGUGUCAAUUUAAUCCCGAUGAUCUGCUGGAAUUAAGUUAUAUAUUAUAUCAACAAAAAACUUCAUAUCCCGAAGAAUACAACCCAAAACUUCUCAAGGAUUUGGAUGAAAUUACUACUGAUAAGGAAAAGAAAAUAAUUUACAUUACGAAAAGUCUAAUCGCUACACAACUCAAUAAUAUUUUACAGUUGCCUAUAAAAAUGACUCUUUACUAUCCACAUAUAUCAGUACAACCAUCCAGCGUUGAAUUUGAUAACGUGUUAAUAAACCAGACCUAUAAAGAUAUGAUAACCGUUUUCAACCACACAGGUUCUAUUGUGAAAUUUGAAAUCAGUAAAUCAUGCGAGGCAAAUUGUUUCGUGGUUACCCCACAUUUCGGAGAAAUACCACCCUCGACAGGAACAAAUAAACAGAGUGUUAAUAUUUUCGUUUAUUUUUUUGCGAAUGAAUGCAAAAAAUAUUCAGAAUCUUUUAGGGUGUUGACGAAUAUUCCCAAUUAUUUUAUAGAAAUUCCGGUGAAAGGAGCUGGCACAAUCAACGAAAGAUUCUCAACAAAUUAUAAAACAUAAAAAAAUUCUAUUGUUUUUAUACGAAUAUAUUUAUCUGCCAUU
This is a messenger RNA of Diorhabda carinulata, 4620 nucleotides long. RefSeq lists its product as uncharacterized. Gene Ontology annotation, biological process: negative regulation of cell population proliferation. The coding region runs from base 73 to 4578 and encodes 1501 amino acids. The transcript has 26 exons. Lineage: Eukaryota; Metazoa; Arthropoda; Insecta; Coleoptera; Chrysomelidae. The record is from RefSeq and is a predicted model, not a curated record.